This is a messenger RNA of Trichomonas vaginalis G3, 1446 nucleotides long. RefSeq names its product hydrantoinase/dihydropyrimidinase family member family. Bases 1 to 1446 code for a protein of 481 amino acids. Gene Ontology annotation, molecular function: dihydropyrimidinase activity. NCBI's taxonomy places the organism in Eukaryota, Parabasalia, Trichomonadida, Trichomonadidae. Gene Ontology annotation, cellular component: cytoplasm; cytosol. The record is from RefSeq and is a predicted model, not a curated record. The transcript has a single exon. Gene Ontology annotation, biological process: pyrimidine nucleobase catabolic process.
AUGAGUUCCCUUCUCAUCAAGAACGGAACAAUUGUUAAUGCCGAUUCCGAGGCCAUUGGCGAUGUUCUCAUUAAAGACGGCAAGAUUGUUUCUGUUAGUCAGAAUUUAGCUGCUCCAGAAGGCGCAAAGAUAAUUGAUGCUACUGGCAAGUAUGUCUGCCCAGGUGGUAUCGAUCCACAUACACACAUUGAGAUGCCAUUAGGCAAUUUCAACACAUCUGAUGACUGGGUCCAUGCUACAAGAGCCGCUGUCGCUGGUGGCACAACAUGCGUCAUCGAUUUCAUUCCAGUAGCCAAAGGCGAGAGCCACAGCGAGUGGAUUGACAAGUGGGAGAAGACAGCCACAAAGUCAACAAUCGAUUAUUCCUUACACAUGUCUGUAGUCGAUUGGAAUGAUGAGGUUAAAGCAGCCUUAGAAAAGGCAAUCGCACACGGCAUCAACUCUGCCAAGUGCUACCUCGCAUACAAGGGCCGUAUCAUGCUCGAUAGCGAUCAGGACUUCUUACAAUUCUUCGAAUUCGCCGGCAAGCACGGUAUGCUUCCAAUGGCUCACUGUGAAGAUGGUGAGAUCAUUACAUACAUGGCAGCCGAUCUCGUCGCCCAAGGAAAGACACAACCAAAGUGGCACCCAGAAUCUCGUCCAGCAUGGUGCGAAGGGUCAGCUGCUAAGCAUGCUGCUGGCUAUGCUGCUGCCGCACAUUCUCCUCUCUACAUUGUCCACAAUACAUGCAUCGAUGCCCUUAAUGUCGUUGCUAAUUUCAAUGCAGGCGAAUAUCCAGUCAUUGGCGAGACAACAAUCUGCCACCUUACAUUAACAAAGGAAAUCAACAGCAAUCCUAACUUCGAUAUCGCUGCAGGAGCUGUCUUAUCUCCACCACUCAGAACAGAAGCAGAUAGACAAGCUCUUUGGGGAGGAUUUAGAAAGGGAAUCCUCAAGACAAUCGCUACUGAUCACUGCCCAAUCGAUUUACAAUACAAGCGCCGCGGAAUGGACGAUUUCAGAAAGAUUCCAAACGGUUGCCCUGCAAUUGAAGAGAGAAUGGUCCUCGCUUGGAACUACGGUGUCGACAAAGGCUUAAUCUCUCCAAUGGAGUACGUUCAGGCCACAUCUACAAAUGCUGCCAAAAUCUUCGGUUUAUGGCCACAGAAAGGUGCCAUCCAAGAAGGUUCUGAUGCAGAUAUCGUAAUUAUCGAUCCAAAGGCCAAGCGCACAAUCAACCACGAUUCUCAGAAAUCCGCCGUCGACUACAACCUUUGGGAAGGUCUCGAAGUCACAGGUGUCCCAGUCAUGACCCUCUCAAGAGGUGAAAUCGUCUGGGAAGUCGAAGUUAAGGACGGAAUUGCCCAAUACAAGGAAGGAAAGCUUACAGCAACAGAGGGCAGAGGUCAUUUCAUCGCAAGAAAGGCUUUCGUUCCAUAUGUUUAUGGAAGAAAGAUCCAACAUUAA